AUGCGCGCCGCGUUGGCGGGGGCUCGUCCGCCGCGGUUCCUCCUCGCGAGGAUCCGCGCGACGCGGCCGUCGCAUCGAAACGCGGAGCGGCUCGACGCCGCGCGAUGCCGCGCGGGCGGAAGAGACGCGUCGUCGUCGUCGUCGUCGUCGAAGUCUCUCUCGACGUCGACGACGACGACCGCGUCCGACGCCAGGGCCCGCCCGCCCGACGCGGUCGACGACGACGACGACGACGCGCCCUCGUCCUCCUCGUCCGCGCUCCUGCGCACGCGCGUCCGCGGGAAGCACUUAGAUCGCCCGUGGCACCUCACGUACCUCCGCAAGCGCGGCGUGAUCACCGCCGCGCAGAAGCGCGCGCUCCGCGGGGACCCGUGGCGUCUCUACGGCUUCGAGAUCGUGACACACUCCGGCGGCGCGGGGCCGCCGCCGCGCCUCGACCUCUUCCGCGACGUCUUCCCGGACGCGACACCGAGGAGGGACGGGGACGCGCUCAUCACGGCGAAACCGCCGCCCGUGGUCCUCGAGAUCGGCUUCGGCCUGGGCGACUCCCUGACGCGCAUGUGCGAGAGACACCCGGAGCGAUGCUUCCUGGGCGCGGAGGUGCACAAGCCCGGCGUCCACACUGGUCCCCAUACGACCGCGUUCGCGUGGUGA
Micromonas pusilla CCMP1545 is the source of this 654-nucleotide messenger RNA. RefSeq lists its product as uncharacterized. NCBI's taxonomy places the organism in Eukaryota, Viridiplantae, Chlorophyta, Mamiellophyceae, Mamiellales, Mamiellaceae. Gene Ontology annotation, molecular function: tRNA (guanine(46)-N7)-methyltransferase activity. Gene Ontology annotation, biological process: tRNA modification. The transcript has a single exon. The record is from RefSeq and is a predicted model, not a curated record. Bases 1 to 654 code for a protein of 217 amino acids.